Molecule: messenger RNA, 2786 nt
Organism: Polistes canadensis
Lineage: Eukaryota; Metazoa; Arthropoda; Insecta; Hymenoptera; Vespidae
Gene: Rab8
Product: ras-related protein Rab-8A
Exons: 5
Coding region: 398-1030 (210 amino acids)
Biological process (GO): protein localization to plasma membrane; protein secretion; cellular response to insulin stimulus
Cellular component (GO): synaptic vesicle; plasma membrane; endosome
Molecular function (GO): GTPase activity; GTP binding
Source: RefSeq, a predicted model, not a curated record
CGCAAGAUAGCCACAACACGGGAGAAAAAUCGCGGUGUCGAAUGGCUGUCAUCGCUUUUUAUGACAGAUGUUAUACACGAUAAAUUUGCUUUGUUAAUUUUAAUGAAUAAUAUUAUCGCGAGUUAAAAAAUAAAUAAAUAAAGUAUUACGAGAAUUAUUUGUUAAUAAUUGAGUAAUACAAUUAAAGUGAUUAGUUUUCGUCAAAUGACUAACGAUCGAAUAAGUCCAUAAUAAAUCCGAAAAUAUUUUGAAGUCAAGAUUCCGGAGCCAGCUGUCUUUCACCAUCACAACGGACCGCGAAUACGAAACAUCCGGGCUUCAAGGUAUUUGAUAGUGUAGUGGUGGUUGAAUAAUAAUAUUUAAACAACUCGUGAUAAAGGUCGAUUGUUAGUGAAAAAUGGCAAAGACCUAUGAUUAUUUAUUUAAAUUACUACUUAUCGGAGAUUCGGGCGUCGGCAAAACCUGUGUAUUAUUCAGAUUUUCCGAAGAUGCUUUCAAUACGACCUUCAUCUCUACUAUUGGAAUUGAUUUUAAAAUUCGUACAAUUGAGUUAGACGGCAAGAAAAUUAAAUUGCAAAUAUGGGAUACCGCUGGACAAGAGAGGUUUCGUACAAUAACAACGGCAUAUUAUCGUGGUGCUAUGGGAAUAAUGUUAGUGUAUGAUGUUACAAAUGAAAAAAGCUUUGAAAAUAUUAAGAAUUGGAUUCGUAAUAUAGAAGAAAAUGCAUCCGCUGAGGUAGAGAAGAUGUUAUUAGGCAAUAAGUGUGAACUUACAGACAAGAGACAAGUAUCUAAGGAACGAGGCGAACAACUUGCAGUUGAAUACGGUAUUAAAUUUAUGGAAACCUCUGCGAAAUCCAGUAUCAACGUUGAAGAAGCAUUUUAUACUUUGGCGCGCGAUAUUAAAGCUAAAAUGGAAAAGAAAUUGAAGGAAGCAUCAAAUCCACCCAAAGGUGGUGGUCACCAGUUGAAAGCAUCAGAACCACAAAGGAAACCGCCAAGUUGGUUAGCUCGCUGUUCUAUACUCUGACCCCUUAAAUAUUUCCGACCUUUGAAUGAGGCCAACUUGUCUAUUAUUAUUAAUUACUUACAUACAUUUCGUCGAACAAAUUUAACGUUCUACGAGGCUUCAUAUGGUCCAUUAAUUGGGCUCUGUGACUUUACACCUUGACAAUGGACAUUGACUGUGUUUUUAUAAUCAUUAACUUUAAAUAAUUUCUUACUGAGAAAAAAAUCAUUAGAGGAGAAAUUGUCUAAACUAUUUAAGUUGGUUCUUUUCUGUGUCGUUAUUAUAAUUACAUAUAUAUAUAUAUAUUUUUUUGUUCUUCUUUUUGUUUUUAUUUUUUAAUAAAGAAAAAUAGAAAGACAUGUAAUAUGUAUUUGAGAAAUGGAAAUAUUUUUUAAACUGCAGUUUUAUAUCAUCUUUCAUUAUAAAAUCUUAUCGAUAAGUAAUCUUUUUGUGAAAUAACGAUAUUGUUGUGAAAAUUGUGAUAUUUACAGCGAAGACGUUGGCAUGCAAAGUAACAAGUUUCAUCUUAUUUAAAAAAGAAAAAAAAAGCUCAUUCUUUCAUUGCGCUUCUGUGAUUGUUUCUCCUCUGGUGUUGUUAUGUAAAGAAGGGAAUACUAUGAAAUCAAUAUUAAAGAACCAAUACUAAAUGUGAAAUACAAGUAUAAAAUUACUUCGCUUUAAUAUUAGGGGAAAUAUCAUUUUUUUAUAAGACGCACUAAAAAUGCAUUCUCUUUUAUUACGUCAAAUAAUGUUCUGUUCCUGUUAUUUAAAUAAAACAAAACAAAAAAAGAGAAAAAAAAAGGAAAAACAAAAACAAAAAAUAUAUAUCUAUAUAUUUAGAAGGAAAGAUCACUGUGCAAAAUCACAUAUAAUGAUUAAUAAAGUAAAGUUUAACCGGUAUAAAAAUCACAAUCAUUUUUUAUAUAUUGUUAAUAAGCGAUUAGCUUUUUCACGGAAUUAAUAAGAAUACAUCACACAAGCAUGUUAUAAUUAUUAGCUCAUCAAUUAAUUAAUUAAUUAUUAUAUGAUAUUAUAUUAUAUAAUUAAUUAAAUAAUUAAUUAAUUACUAAUAAUAAUAAACUAAAAUAGUAACUGCAUCAUAUGAUGACUGAUGAAAAAAAGUAAAAGAAAAAAUUUCAAUAGACAAUUCAAAGCGUUAUAAUUAUUAGCCAUGGAACUUAUUUUCAUUGGUUCCCGAAAAAAUCAGAACACAUGUAAGAAAAAAAUGCUUAUUUUCUAGAUAUAUUUUGUAUUGCAUAUAGUAGUGGAUUCGUGUGUAUGUGGUGGAUCUACAGGCAAUAUCUUUAUUUGCUUGUUGUCUCAUAGUCUUGCAUCUUUUAAAAUUUGCAUUUUAAUCACUUAACUUGUUUGGCAUAUACUGAAAUAUACAGACAAUUAUUAUAUAAUACAUUUUAUAUUAAUCCUAUAUACAUCCAAGAGCAUUUAUUAAAUUAACUUAUCCUCCUUCGUCUCCUACCAAAACUAUAUUUAUUACAUGAAUUAUUUUAAUUCUUGAAUCAAUGCCUGUAACUGACAAGUAAGAAUACAUUUUAUAAUAUAUUUAUAGUUGAUACUAAUUGUAUAUUAUGUUUAUAUAUUCUACUAUGUUCACGUGUCAUGCAUAUGCAUUCACAAGCACAUACUAUAAGAUUUGAUAUACGUAUUAUAUUAUUUGUAAAUGCAUAUUACCUUUUCGCACAAUUUUUGUAUCUCUGGAUGCAAUGUGGUGUUGGAAUCCGGAAUAUUUAAGAUAUCGCUGGACAUAGAAUUUAACUUA